AUGGUGAACGAGCGCAGACCUGUCCUGAACAGCAGCUUGUUCCUCAAUGCCGGCGAUGAGUUUCAAGGCACACUCUUCUAUACCUAUUACGGCGGCGAGAAGAUUGCCGAGACUAUCAACCAGCUUGGCUUCGACGGCAUGACUCUCGGAAACCACGAGUUUGAUGCAGGCGACGAUGUUUUGGGAGAGUUUCUCGAGAACUUGACAUUUCCAAUCAAAUCUGCCAAUAUCCAAUCGAAUCACCCGGUGCUGAACCGGACCAUCCAGCCCUACCACAUCUACGAGGAGUUCGAGCUUGCGGUGAUUGGCGUUAUGACCCAAGAUACGCCAGGUAUCUCCAGCCCAGGAGACGGCACUGUAUUCACGGACGUCGUCGAGGCUGUACAAAAUACCGUCAACCUGAUCCGAGAGACCACCAAUGUCACCAGAAUCGCAGCGCUAACACACAUUGGCUAUGAGGAAGAUCAAGCUCUUGCGCAGAACACGAAUGGUCUUUACCUCAUCAUGGGUGGGCACAGUCACACGCCGCUUGGCGACUUCGAGGAUGCUGAAGGUCCAUAUCCAACGAUCGCGGAGAACCUGGAUGGCGAGGAAGUUUUCAUCGUUACUGCUUAUCGAUGGGGCGAGUACUUGGGAUACAUCGAUGUCACCUACGACAGCGAGGGCAGGAUACUGGAGUAUCAUGGCGGCCCAAUCCAUAUUACAAACGAAACGGAGCAGAAUGCGACAUUGCAGGCUCAGAUCGAUGAGUGGCGAGAGCCGUUCGAGGCGUUCGCUGCGGAGGAGAUUGGUAUGUCCAACGUGGUUCUGGAUCAAGAAACAUGCCAGGAGCAGGAAUGUCUCCUUGGCGACUUCAUGGCCGAUGCAAUGCUGGCAUAUCGGCUGAACGAGAGUGACAGUGCAGACUUCGCUAUCAUCAACGCAGGCGGCAUCCGUGCCACGAUCGACGAAGGAUCAAUCACACGCGGCGAAGUCUUGACCUUAUUCCCGUUCGGCAACUCUCUCGUUGAGAUCUCGAUGAGUGGCGACGACUUGUGGAACGUGCUUGAAGGAAUAUGCACAGGUGUUAGCCAAUUCAACGGCGAGGAAGUUACAAGCUUUUUCCAGAUCAGUCGCAUCAUUGAGGUCGAGUGGAACCCAGAGAACAGCAACGGUACCCGGCUAGUCAGUGUGACAAUCGGGAAUGCCAGCCUGGAUCGUGAAGAAACAUACAACAUCGUCACUCUGGACUUCUUGGCUGGCGGUGGUGACAACUUCUUUCCGACGCCCUUUGAAGACGCUAUCACUCUAGAGACUCAGGACGAGAUUCUUACGAGAUACAUUCAAUCGCAGAGUCCUGUCGACAUUGAGCUCGAUAGACGUAUUACUAUUGUGGAUGCACCUGGCGGUGGGAAUGGCACCACAAGCAGUGACGCAACGAGCACUGAUAACGAGGCCGACAGCAACAUCACCACUGGAGAUGCGUCAACAUCCACUGGUGGUAGUUCCGACCGGUACCUUGGUACCAAAUUGGCGUUCUAUCUCCCACUGGCUGCAUUUGCGGUGAUGUUGGUGCAGCUGUAA
Fulvia fulva is the source of this 1563-nucleotide messenger RNA. Its product is annotated as 5'-nucleotidase. The coding region runs from base 1 to 1563 and encodes 520 amino acids. Lineage: Eukaryota; Fungi; Ascomycota; Dothideomycetes; Mycosphaerellales; Mycosphaerellaceae. The record is from RefSeq and is a predicted model, not a curated record. Gene Ontology annotation, biological process: nucleotide catabolic process. Gene Ontology annotation, molecular function: nucleotide binding; metal ion binding; hydrolase activity, acting on ester bonds. The transcript is spliced from 2 exons.